Molecule: messenger RNA, 899 nt
Organism: Onychostoma macrolepis
Lineage: Eukaryota; Metazoa; Chordata; Actinopteri; Cypriniformes; Cyprinidae
Exons: 6
Coding region: 68-802 (244 amino acids)
Biological process (GO): interleukin-15-mediated signaling pathway; T cell activation; positive regulation of ERK1 and ERK2 cascade
Cellular component (GO): external side of plasma membrane; membrane raft
Molecular function (GO): protein tyrosine kinase binding; MHC class II protein binding
Source: RefSeq, a predicted model, not a curated record
UCAAAAGACAAUGUGUAUAUAUAUAAGACUGGGAACUGAAAGCAAAACCUGUUACUAAGGAGAAAAAAUGACUUUGCUCUUGUGCACAUGUCUUGGAUUGCUGUUCAACUUGAUUGAGUGUUCAACUGUUGAUUUUAAUGCAGGUGCUGAUAUUGUAGAAGAGAAGGAAGUUGUCCUUGGAGGGCAUGUGAGUUUGCCGUGUCUCAAUCUGGUGACACACACAGACUGCAGUAAAGUAACAUGGCUGUCUAAUGAUAAUCCUGCCAUGGAGUUGGUCACCCUUGGUAAACUCAAUCCAGACAAGUCAGAGAGAGAAGGCAGAGUGAGUCUGGUGAUGCCUGACUGCUCUCUGCACAUCAGUGAAAUCAGAGCUGGAGAUAAUGGAUGCUACACCUGCCGUCAAUAUUCAGGUGUGCAUGAAAGCAAAAUUGAAGCGGAUGCCAGAAUUUGCUUGAUUGUUAAUAAAACUGCUGCUUUCAUGGAAAAUAAUGACAGCACGGAUGAAAGAAAAGAACUAAUGAUUAUAAUCCCAUCAGUGCUCGUUGUCAGUGCUUUGUCAGCGACUGCACUCAUCAUUUGGCUCAGAUUUCAAAGAAGAGCACAAAUGAGAACAUCAGCUGAAAAUCAAAACAUAUUAAAACUUGAAACCAAAACUACUGAACAUAAACACAAGAAUGGUGAAGACGUGAACUACACUGAGUUAAACUACAAUGUAAUGAAACCAAGGAAAGUGGACAUAGACAAAGUGGACAUAGACCAAAAAACUGAAUAUGCUGUCAUAAAACUUUCCCAAUUGCUGUAAAUGUUUUAUGCUAUUAAUAACUCCUCAGUUGUUCAUCAUAAAAUAUGUUGAUUUCAUCAAGUGCAUAUAAUAAAUGACUCUUUCACCACAGGGUGAU